GCAGAGGGGUAAUAUGAGUCAACUAGAAUGUUAAAAACGUAAAUCUGCAAGCCCUAACUCUUUUCUAAGCGAAUGAUGCGCUAUUGAAACGUUUACUUUCUCUCUCUCUCCUCACCGCCAGGAUUUUGGGGUCUGUAGUCUGAACGUAUACUGAUUAUAGUUCAUCGGCGAUCUUUCAAAGGUCAGUGGUUGAGUUGCAAAUAUGACUGAUGGGUGUGAGAAUCCAUCCAUCUUUAGGAAGCAAAAUGGGCAGUCCUAUUUCCUGUCUCAAGUUUCCCCUAACAUGCAAUUGAGGAAUGGUGGCUUGAAAAACUUUUCUACUGCAUAUGUCAAUGGAGGUCUGCAGAGUUCUCUCAUAUCCCAUCCAUUAAGAGGAGAUGGCAUGGAAUCUGUAUCCCCAUUUUUUAUACAAGCUCCAAAAGAAAAGGGAUUUAGCGGUUUUAUGGUUGAUUUUCUCAUGGGAGGAGUUUCUGCAGCUGUAUCUAAGACAGCUGCUGCUCCAAUAGAGCGUGUUAAACUUCUGAUUCAAAAUCAGGAUGAGAUGAUCAAACAGGGUCGGUUAUCUGAGCCAUACAAAGGAAUUGGUGAUUGUUUUGCCAGAACCAUGAAGGAUGAAGGUGUGGUUGCUCUUUGGAGAGGUAACACUGCCAAUGUCAUUAGAUACUUUCCCACACAGGCUCUUAACUUUGCUUUCAAAGACUACUUCAAGACUUUGUUCAACUUUAAGAAAGACAAAGAUGGGUAUUGGAAAUGGUUUGCUGGGAAUUUAGCAUCUGGUGGUUGUGCUGGUGCCUCGUCCCUUCUUUUUGUAUAUUCCCUGGAUUAUGCUCGAACACGUUUGGCUAAUGAUGCCAAAGCUUCCAAGAAGGGCGGUGAAAGGCAAUUCAAUGGUUUGGUUGAUGUUUACAAGAAAACAAUUCAAUCUGAUGGCAUUGCUGGGCUAUACCGUGGAUUCAACAUUUCAUGUGUGGGAAUCAUAGUCUAUCGUGGGCUUUACUUUGGGAUGUACGAUUCUCUCAAGCCCGUUGUUCUUGUUGGUCAGCUGCAGGAUAGUUUUCUGGCUAGUUUCUUGCUCGGAUGGGGGAUAACAAUCGGGGCUGGGCUGGCGUCAUACCCAAUAGAUACAGUGCGAAGAAGGAUGAUGAUGACAUCGGGAGAAGCAGUUAAGUACAGCAGUUCAUACGAUGCAUUCCAACAGAUUGUGAAGAAGGAAGGAUCUAAAUCUUUGUUUAAAGGAGCUGGAGCUAACAUUUUGCGUGCUGUUGCUGGAGCUGGUGUUUUGGCUGGCUACGAUAAGUUGCAGGUUGUGUUUUUGGGCAAGAAAUACGGAUCUGGUGGAGGCGCCUAAUUAAUUAUCAUUAUCAUUGAUUGUCGAUCAUGAUCACUACUCGAAAUACCUAGAAGAAGAAUUCAAUUGUGAGGUUUCAUGUCUCUUUUUAUAGUUUGCUUGUUUUUUCAAAUAAUUAUACUUAUCUAAACUGUUUUGCCUAUUUUUGUUGGUAAUUAGUAGACAUUUUCUGAUAAGUUCUAAUUUUUAUUUUUAUUUAGAAAACU
Molecule: messenger RNA, 1554 nt
Organism: Impatiens glandulifera
Lineage: Eukaryota; Viridiplantae; Streptophyta; Magnoliopsida; Ericales; Balsaminaceae
Product: ADP,ATP carrier protein-like
Exons: 4
Coding region: 203-1348 (381 amino acids)
Biological process (GO): mitochondrial ADP transmembrane transport; mitochondrial ATP transmembrane transport
Cellular component (GO): mitochondrial inner membrane
Molecular function (GO): ATP:ADP antiporter activity
Source: RefSeq, a predicted model, not a curated record